AUGGCGUCGUUCAAAUCCGUGAUCGCGCGCGCGUUGGCCUCGGAUGCGUUGCACUACGCAAUCAUACCCGUCAUCAUCAUCGUCGGCAUGAACACCACGCCCGAGCCGAGCGUGUUGUCGCUUCUCACGCCGAUUUAA
Ostreococcus tauri is the source of this 138-nucleotide messenger RNA. Its product is annotated as Mitochondrial import receptor subunit TOM7. The transcript has a single exon. NCBI's taxonomy places the organism in Eukaryota, Viridiplantae, Chlorophyta, Mamiellophyceae, Mamiellales, Bathycoccaceae. The record is from RefSeq and is a predicted model, not a curated record. Gene Ontology annotation, cellular component: mitochondrial outer membrane translocase complex. Gene Ontology annotation, biological process: protein import into mitochondrial matrix. Bases 1 to 138 code for a protein of 45 amino acids.